Molecule: messenger RNA, 2526 nt
Organism: Galdieria sulphuraria
Lineage: Eukaryota; Rhodophyta; Bangiophyceae; Galdieriales; Galdieriaceae
Exons: 2
Coding region: 17-2392 (791 amino acids)
Molecular function (GO): metal ion binding
Source: RefSeq, a predicted model, not a curated record
UGAAUUGAACAAGCUUAUGAAUAUUCAGGUGGAUAAUGAAGACGAAGAUUCCUCUAAAACUCCUGAGUAUUUCUUACCUGCAGGACUGACUGACGACGAGACAGGUAGUGACUCGGAGGCGUGUGUAGCUCCAGAGUCACGAGAACAGCAGCCAUAUUCUCGUUUCGACAAGCAAAAUCCUAAAGACACCAAUAAAAAUAAUGGAGCUUUCUAUAACGUGAGGUCGGAGCCUUCGCCUGAAGAACUGUCACCAGGUGGCAGUUACUCUUCUUCAACUGGAAGAACGGUUGUAAAUACCCCUGUUACUGGAGGACUUUUUCAUAGGACUCUCUCUAGUUAUCAGUCAGAAGCUUUAAGUCCUCCUUUGUUUUCUUUGGAAGAGGAGUGGAAACACGGUUUUUCCAGUAAUCCUAGUGCUUCUUCGUUUUCUGCUUGUGGACUAAACUAUCCUCAGACUACGGAGGCUUUUACUACAACAUCUCCUUCAGUUGCUGCGGGUUCAACUCAAUCAAGUGUAGGUUUGCAAAGUCAGUCACCUACUCAGUCUUUCUAUGGACCCAACUCAAGGACUGAGCCCCAGUUUUCCUCUGUACCUGUUCAACAGCCUUAUUUUAACUCUAUAAUAUCCUCUUCGUAUUCACCUCCUGUCACUAGACAACCUUCAGAAGCCGUCAUUGGAAGUGCCUUUCUUAUUCCAGAUGAUUCUUCAACUUCCUCGUUUACUUCCUAUGUAGAUGCUUCAGUGUUUCCAUUCCCUGGAGAAAGAGAGCUUUCUUCGAGUCAACAUUCGUCUAGUUGGAAUCGAAGAUCGACUGGUAUGAAAAAAAUGUGUAGGUACUUUCCUAACUGCCCACAUGGAGAUUCUUGCAAAUUUUAUCAUCCGUCCGGAGUUAGUCCCACAUAUGCCAUGACAAGUGAGGUCAAUCUAAGCCAUCCUGGGCGACCUCGCACCGGAAGUUGGGCUGGCUUAUGGUCUUCUAACGCUGCAAUGGAGUGGAUGCAUGCAGUUAUUCAAAGACAUAAUUUCUUUAGUUUUGCUCAUCGUCAUAAGAAUUCUUCCAAUGCUGUUGUUACAAAUGAUUCUAUCGUUUGUGGGGACCGCAUGGAAGAUACAAGUAAGGAACAUCGAUCAACCAUAGGAAGUAUUUUCCAUCCUGGUUUUAUAGUCGGCAAUCGACAUAGAAAUGCAACGAAAAAUGAAGCUACUAGUAAGAAUGCAGAGAAGCAAAUGAAGAAAAACGCAAAGAAAAGUAAAAAGGACAAGGCUUCAACGAGUUCACUUGGAAGAGAAAGCAGCUCAACUUCACAGCCAACCAGUUUAAAUACUAAUCAGUCUUUGUCGUCUUCUGGAAAACAAACAUCUUUUUCGGGAAAUGGUUUUUCAGAAAACUCAAAUACUCGUUCCACUAGUUCUGCUGCUCUAAGUGGAACGACAGAAGAUGGAAGUGAACAGCCUCGCAAGUUAACAAGAGCUGAAAAGAGAAGGUUGAGAGCCAUUCGUUUUUAUGAAAAUAAGAGACGUGUGGCAGAGGAAGCAAAACAGAAGCAAAGACUGAUGGAAGAACAAACCACAGCGGAGUCAAAGACUGAUGAAAAGAUAUAUCAUGCACAAGAAGAUAAAACUAGAGAGACUGUUAGCUCUCAUGAACUCACGGAGAAGGUCUGUUCAAAGAAAGAAACUUUUACGCAAAAUGUAAUUGGUGCAAAUGUCGUACAAAAUCAGGAAUUGGAUUCUAAUUCAGUCUUCAAUAAUAUUGAAGAAGAAGAAACCGACAUUUUCUAUGAUGCUCCUUCAGGUGAUAUGGCCCUUUUGCAAGUUUCUUUAGGUAACAAGGAGAACACCGAGGAUAAUGAAGAGAAAGAAAGUUUUGAACAACAGUUGCCGAAGCCCGAUAUUGCUUCUUAUACUGAUGGAACGAUGGUUUCGAUAGGAGAGAACAACGGAAAGUGUCAGAACAAUGUUUUUGUUUCCGACUCAACUGAAAGUGACGAAGGGAAAUGGCGAGAACCAUUUUCGUCUUUAGAGUUUGCGAAAUCAUCUCACAGUAUUCCGUGUAAAGAACAACUUGUUUAUUGGGAUACAGUAUUUGUUGGGGGUGACUUGCACAGUUCGUUUGCGAGCAAUAGUUUCGUUCAGAAUUUGUUGGUUUCCUCUUGUAGAUUUGAAAGUGGCUCGACCUUGUUAUGUUUCUUCGUUUUGUAUAUGUUUCCGAUUUUUUCAGCCUUACUUACAUAUCUUCUUCCUCGUCCAUUAUCCGUGAACAGCUUAUGGUUCUUGUUAUUGAUGGCUCACUUUUGGAGUUGGCAGCAUGCAGAUAAUCGAUGGAAAAGGAUAUCGACUAACCUCUAUGGAAAGAACUCUUUUGGCAUAUUUGCUAUGUGUCGUUCGUAAUGGAUAUAUAUUGACAAAAGAAGUUUUUCUUGUGUUAUGUAUGCAAUUUAUUUUGUUGGAGUUGAUAGAAAGUGAACCUUUGUGGCUCCAAAUAGUGCAUUUUGUAGUUGCUAUUAGCUAUGUGAAUUAUUUGC